AUGGCUUCAACACGCUCAUCUUCGCCGGCAAACGGCGCGUCCCCACCGACUUCGCCCCAACUAACACCACGGUCCAAGAUCAAAGCAAUGAUGGAUGCCGUGGACGUGAACUCGGAUGAAGAAGAUGCCAGACCGAUUGACCCGAAGAUAUUAUUUCAAAGGGUGGAAGAGACCAUAAAGAGCAUAAAAACCUCGUCGCCCACACAGAAGAACGACGGCGGCGACGAAGAGGAGGAAGACGAAGACGACAUCAUCAGGCCCAGAGGCAGACUUGCAGCGCGUAUGUUAGGAGCUGCAAGGUCACGACCAUCACGUUCCUCGAAUUCACCAGGCACCGUCCAAAAAAGUCCGAGGAAAUCCUUCCAGCGACAUGCAGCGCAAGAAGGAAGCAACCACGGAGAUGCUGGGAAUGACGACGAUGAGGAACUCAACCCUGCGCAUAGAAGACGGCGAGCACGAGCAGCUCGCAAUUCAACACCUGAGAGUACACUUCAGAUACAAGAUUCGAGGUCACCCGCGUCGCCAGGCCUAUUUGUCUCGCCGGAUCCAUCGCCCCAGAAGUCUACCAUAUCACGCCGAUCAGCCGCUGGUUCCGAUAAUGACACAGAUGAUGAAUUACCUUCUGAGCUCGGCAAGAGCGCGCGUUUCCAAGCUCUAGUGGCCCGCAAGCGUGAGGAACGCCAAGCAAAAGAGGCAGAAGAAGAGCGCAAACGUCAUGAACGUGCCAAGCGCAUGGUGGAGCAGGUUCCUGCCGACUCGGAUGUGGACGACGACGAUGUGUCAGAUAUCACAGACGAUGAUGGCGGCCGCAAGCUUACCCAGGAGGUUUCACGCCCUUCGCGCAAGGCGAGCAAGAAAGCACUGGAGGAGAUGAACCGCGAAACACAGCGGAUGAGUCGCAGUCUACAACUUACACACGAGGCGAAGACCAAAAAGAAAAUAUCGAAGGCUUCUCUAUUUGAGAGGUUUCAUUACAAGCCUCAGGGAUCGAGUGCUGGAGCGGCCACUGUCGCGAGUGACAAGCUGGCGAGCUCAAGCCGGCCAUCCACACCUAUCUCGGCAGCUCAGACUGAUAUCGAUAUGGGCGAGGCUGCAAGUCCGCCUAGCUCGCCACCUAGUGUUGUCAAGAAGAUUGCGAAUGCGAGCCUCGAAAAUGCAGAAGAUGCUCCGGUUGACAGUGCCAUAGGAGAGGGCGUGGACGGAGAACUCCCUGAUCUUCAAACCGCCUUGACACAAGUCAAGAAAAUCGACGAGGGCAAGGGCAAAGCCACGCUGGCAGAUCUUUCCCCUGGAAAGAAACAGAAAGCAGCACCAGUGAAGCCUAAGCGCCAAUACCGCGUGAAGAUGCCCCCGGUACAAGCCAAUCACGUCAUGAUCGACUCGGAAGACGAGCUCCAGAUCACCGGUGGCAAGCAGAACAUACUCGACGUUAUCCUCCAACGCUUGCCUGCCAAGAAGGCACAAGAAUCCCGCGGCAUGCAUGCUCUCCGCCAAUUAGCCCAUCUGUCGUCCCCUCCCAAAGAUUACCGCAAACGGAAUCAGAAGCCGGCCAUGACAGUUGGCGAACUGCAGCUCAGCCUUCAGCAACUGGCCCGCGCCCAAGCGAAGCUGAGACGUGAGGAAAAGAUCGAAGAGCUGAGGGCCAAGGGCCAUGUUGUACAGAGCGCAGAGGAACGCGAGCGAGAGAGGGACCAAAUCGACGACAUUGUUGCCAAGGCGAUGAAGGAGGCUGAAGAGAUCAUGGCCAGGGAGCGCGAGGACGCCAAGAAAGCAAAGAAGGAGAGUCGGAAGAACGGCGAGGAGGACCCGCUGGGUUGGGAUGACAGCGAUGACGACAGCUAUGACGGCAGUGAAGAGGAGGUGGAGCCGGAGGAAGUCAUACUCUCUGGCUCGGAAGAGGAAGUAGAAGACGAGAUGAUGGACGACAUAUCCGAAGACGACGAAGAGAAGGAAGAUGAGCCGACUAUCAGACCCAUGUUUGAUGAGGACGCAGAGGAAGAUGCUGCAUCUGAGGAUGAGAACACCCCGCAAGCUACGGCUAGCAUCGUCUCAGAUGAGGACAUGGACGACGUCCUUCCAACCUCCAGGUGUAGAUCUCGCAGAGCAAAAAACGUUCAGAUCAUCUCCGACGAUGAGGAAGAAGAAGAGGAAGAGGGUGUCGUACAGGCUACUCCGCGACCCAAAACAUCGCAUCCCAAAUCUCCCGCGGCGCCAAACACGAAGUCUCCCAAGAUACCUACCUCAGUCCUCCGUUCGGCGACCAAGACCUUCAUCCCCGGUCUACCCGUCCCAGCUGCUGGUCCAGCCGGUCUAGGUCUCACCCAGAUCUUCGCUGGGACUAUGGAUGACGAGAACAGCCAAGAGGCCCCGGCCAGCGGUUCGUCUCUGGAAUUCAUGCCCAGCUUUGACAACUUCCCCGACUCGCAGUUUUCUGCCACCGCGGGUGCCUCCCAGAAUGCCGACAAUAUGGUACUCGACAGCCAAACGGAGAUGCAGAAGACUGCACGAGAGACCCAGACGCAGGGUAUACAGCUCCGCUUCGAGCAGAGCCAGGCGUUCGGGUUCGACUCGCUGCUGCAGAUGGACGGCUCACAGAUGUCAGACAUACUGGACCUGGAACCUACGCAGGACGGUGGCUUUGCCGAUUACUCGCCACUGAAACAGCGGUUUGUUGAACCACCGUCUGGCACUGUCGAUACUGUCAUUCUUUCACGAAGCCCCGACGAGGCAGCGGAAGCAGAUUCGCAAACCUCGCCGCUUGUGAGGAAGAGAGGCAGGUUGAUGCGACGGGCUGGCCUUUCGGUGCUGAAUGAAGAAGAUUCAUCAGCGAGCUUACCCCCGACCGCGACCCCUGUCGCUGCUAAUCGCGGAGCCAGUCUUACCGCUACUGCCACAGAAAACAUUGAGGAGACGCAAGCCAUAGAGGAUGCGGGUGGCGUCUCGGCGUUCAAGUUGAUGCAGAAAGCAGCCAAGAGAGCAGUUAGAAGGCAGAAGAAGUUCGACGCAAAUAAGAGCAAGGCGAAGGAGCUGGUCGAAGGUGAGGCGGAGGAGUCUGAGGACGAGUAUGCCGGCCUUGGUGGCGUAGACGGCGAGGACUCGAGUGAUGAGGAUGAAGAGCUUCACAAACAGAUGAUUGAUGAUGCCGCGAGAAACGAUCUGAACGAGGACAAGCUCGCUGCUUUCUUUGCUGAUCGUGAGCGUGCUGCCGAUGCCGCAAAUGUUGAUAAGCUUUUCCGCGAUAUUACCACGGGAAUGCUGCGCAAGCGCCGGCGGAAUGGCGGCGGUAAUAAUGACUUCGACCUCUCCGACUCAGACGACGGCGGUGAAGCCCGUCGCAGAAUGAAGCGGAAACAAUUUGCCAAGAUGCAGAAGGCACUCUUUGCCGAUGAGAGGAUCGGCAAGAUUGCCGAGAACCCGCGCAACGCCGCCUUCCUGAAGAGUAUUGAGGACAGGAACAGUGACGACGAAUGGGACUUUGCAGACAACUUCGAAGAGAAGGAGACAUCACAGGAAGAAAGCCAGAGUACGGGUCAAGAGGCUCAGCAGGAAGACGAAGCUAUCCCUGACAGCCAGCCCCGUGCCACGGCGGUGAAUGUGGGUCGAAAACGCAUGCGAACAGAUGUCGAGCCUGCUGUCCGUCCGGCUCCUCAUCUUCGCCGGACAAAGGAUGGUACGAAGCCUGCCUCAUUGGUUGAUGUCCGCCGAUCUCUAUCUAGUCUCCUGGACGACUCGAGCAGCUCUAUCAUUCCGGCUACGCAGCUCGAAUCCGAUAGCGAGGACGAGUCCGAGUCUAACGCCUCAUCUAAUAAGGAGAACCGCCGUCCCGGCUCCGUGGCGGUUGUAGACCGCAUCAGCCUCAAGCGAUCUGGCUCUUCCAACCUAAGCACCGGGAGCAACGUUGCCGACACUUCGCGUCUCGCCUUCGCCGCGCCGACUACCUCUACCUCAGGAGCGGGCAUAUUCAAAGUCCCCGCUCUUCUUCGUCGUGCCACCACUAAUUCGUCGCUCAUCUCGAACACUUCAUCAACGACUCCAGUGGGAGGAAGUACAACAAAUACAGCCGGAAAGGGGGCUGGCGGGUUUGGCGACGAGGCCAAACUAAAGAAGAAUGCAGGGAAGCGAAGUGGGAUCAAUUACUUUGCGCGGGAGAAUGAGAGGAGGGAGAAGAUUCGCGAGUCGGAACAAAGAAGGGAGGCGAAGAAAUGGAAGGGAGUUGAGGGACGGAGUAAGGUUGUAGGGGGUCUGUUUGGGAGGGGGUCGUUUGAGUAG
Pseudomassariella vexata is the source of this 4269-nucleotide messenger RNA. RefSeq names its product MRC1-like domain-containing protein. Gene Ontology annotation, molecular function: anaphase-promoting complex binding. The transcript has 2 exons. Bases 1 to 4269 code for a protein of 1422 amino acids. Gene Ontology annotation, biological process: mitotic DNA replication checkpoint signaling; mitotic G2 DNA damage checkpoint signaling; activation of protein kinase activity. The record is from RefSeq and is a predicted model, not a curated record. NCBI's taxonomy places the organism in Eukaryota, Fungi, Ascomycota, Sordariomycetes, Amphisphaeriales, Pseudomassariaceae.